UUCGCCUCUCCAGCUGUUAAUAUAUUUGCAAAUGAAGAAGUCAAUGUACGCCAGGACAACGUUUGAGAGAAAUACCCAACGGAACCAUGGGCACAGCAGCUGAUGGCUUGGGGAACAUAGCUAUAGACACGGCGCAAUUUAACAUGUCAGUCACUGAUCCAUCAGCCUGGGCGACCGCAAUGAAUAACCUAGGAAUGGUACCGGUGGGAUUAACUGGACAACAGAUUGUGACAGAUUCGAUAUGCGUAAGGGGCUUCGACCCCAACCUCAGCAUGAUGACAGGCAUCACGCCGAUUAACCCCUUGCUGUCAGGCAUGGGCCUCGUACCUCAGCCUCCCCCAACGGAAGUCCCCGUCAUCAAGGAGAUUAUUCACUGUAAAAGCUGCACUCUCUUCCCUCCAAACCCAAAUCUUCCACCCCCUUCAACCAGGGAGAGACCCCCGGGAUGCAAAACUGUCUUUGUCGGGGGAUUACCCGAAAACGCGACAGAGGAAAUCAUCCAGGAAGUCUUCGAGAAGUGUGGGGACAUCACCGCCAUUCGUAAAAGCAAGAAGAACUUUUGUCACAUCCGUUUUUCAGAAGAAUUCAUGGUCGAUAAAGCCAUUUACCUUUCUGGGUAUCGCAUGAGGUUAGGAUCCAGCACCGAUAAGAAGGACUCCGGCCGCCUUCACGUUGAUUUUGCUCAGGCCCGGGAUGAUUUUUACGAAUGGGAGUGUAAGCAGAGGAUGUUGGCAAGAGAGGAACGCCACCGUCGCAAAAUGGAGGAAGACCGGAUACGUCCCCCUUCGCCUCCCGUCAUAAUGCAUUAUUCGGAACACGAGGCCUCUUUGCUGGCUGAAAAAUUGAAAGAUGACAGCAAGUUCUCCGAGGCCAUAGUGGUGUUACUUACCUGGAUCGAACGAGGGGAGGUGAACCGGCGAACGUCUAACCAGUUCUACUCAAUGGUGCAAUCAGCCAACAGCCACGUCCGCCGGCUCAUGAACGAAAAAGCCACCCACGAACAAGAGAUGGACCAAGCCAAGGACAACUUUAAGAAUGCUUUGAUGGGCAUCCUCACUCAAUUUGAGCAGAUUGUGGCCGUUUUCAACGCCUCCACCCGACAAAAAGCUUGGGACCAUUUCUCCAAAGCUCAACGGAAGAACAUAGAUAUUUGGCGCAAGCACUCCGAGGAACUCAGGAACGCUCACAGUGAGCAGCUGAUGGGGAUCAGGAGGGAAGAAGAGAUGGACAUGUCGGACGAUGACAGUGAUGAAAAUCCCAGUAAUAAGAAGCUGAGGAUGGAGGAUUCAGCCUUAGCCGCUCAAGCUUACGCCUUGAAGGAAGAGAACGACAGCCUCCGAUGGCAACUCGAUGCCUACCGGAACGAGGUGGAGCUCCUCAAGCAAGAGAAAGGCCAGCUGUUUCGCACCGAAGAGAGCUUGACAAAAGACCAGCAACUACAGUUUUUGCAGCAAACAGUCCAAGGCAUGCAACAGCAACUGCUGAAAAUCCAAGAAGAAUUAAAUAACAAGAAGCUGGAACUCGAACAAGCAAAGGAAGAGCAUUCUCACACUCAGGCCAUGCUGAAGAUCCUGCAGGAACAGUUAAAAAAAAAUGCCAAGGAGUUGGAGACUAAUGGCCAUGACGAAUCUCAGGCAAACGAAAUCAAUGGGUUGACGGUGCCGUUGGUCAACCAGGACAGAGAAAAAAAUGCUGAGAAGCGAAGCCAGCCACUAAAGUCGGAGAAAGAAGCUUUAUUGAUAGGUAUCAUAUCCACAUUCCUUCACGUUCAUCCUUUCGGAGCUAAUAUUGAAUAUCUCUGGUCGUAUAUGCAGCAGCUGGACUCUCGGAUCUCAGCGAACGAAAUAGAAAUGCUUUUGAUGCGGCUUCCACGUAUGUUUAAGCAAGAAUUUUCCGGCGUUGGAGCCACGCUGGAGAAACGGUGGAAAUUUUGUGCCUUCGAAGGGAUUAAAACUACUUGACCACACAGUUGGAUCCGAAGCCGCUCGGGGAGAAACGUGUGACAGACUGCGAUGACAGAGGCGAGCUGAAGUAUUAAAAGGAGGAGAAUUAGGUUUGGCUCAUAGCCUUCCAAACCUGGUUUUAGUUGCACUUGUGAUGUCCUCUCGUGAAAAAUGUAGUCGUGUGCCAGUUCCAAAAACGAAAAGGAGGAAAUAAAAUGCUCCUGAAAUGUUUCCUAUGAAAACUCAAAACCAACCAAUAACUCUGCAAUCAUAAUGAUCUCAUUAUUUAAAAGUACGUGCCCUCUUAUUAGCUCACCUUGAGCCAACUGGAAGAAGGUUUCUUGGUUUCUAAGCUCCAGCAAUGUCUGUGUAUGAUGUGGUAGAUCUUCCUCCAAAAUGUUCACGCCUAAGAGUCUUUCCGUUUCAUAAGAAGACAAUAAAAAUAAUCAAUAAAUGAAAUAAAUCCGAUUUCAUAGUGAGAAACGAGUACAUACCAAACGCCAACUUGAAAAAGGAAAAAAAAAAAUGUGUUUGAAUAGUUAUUUGUAUUUUGUAAAUUAAGUUAUUUGCUCUACCAGGGACUUUUUGCCUUAUUGCCAGAGGCCUGAAAAAGAAAAAAUGAAACAAAACAAAACAAAACAAAACCCCACACAAAUGUGCUUGGAUUCUUGGACAUUGCUUUCUGCAGAAUAUUAUUUUUCUAACAUAACGGUUCUCCAUUCUAAGUUCCUUUAACAUGGAUUGCAUAUCAAUUUUCAUAAACGACGUGUAAAUAAAGAGGAAGGCAGUGUUACUGUAUUGUAUUUGGUAUGUAACAUUCAGGG
Messenger RNA from Pseudonaja textilis, 2767 nucleotides. The record is from RefSeq and is a predicted model, not a curated record. NCBI's taxonomy places the organism in Eukaryota, Metazoa, Chordata, Lepidosauria, Squamata, Elapidae.